AUGGUCCAGAUGGUUUUGAACUGUGAUCAUCUCGCACCCGCUUACCAAGGUCAGUCUGUGGAAAUCAUGCGGGAACUAAGAGAGGAUUAUGAAAUUAAACGAAUCCACGACAUGGAAAGUGAUGAGCUGGUUGAGAUAAACCUAAAGGAAAAUCUAUUCUCCACGUUUCGUAAAUUGCUGAAGGACUUUGAUGUGCAUUACUUCAAGAAAGAAAAACAAGACCCCAUGCAGAUGCAGCUCAAUGAUAUUCCUGAUUGCUUUAAACAUCAUCAGCCUAAAUUUGAUUAUCAGCCUGCUGUCAAUGCUUUGAAAGAAUCUUGGGCCUUGUGGUUAACCCUUCAUGAGGAUCACAUCAAUAGGCAUGAUGACUUUGGACAACUUGAAGCAGACCUUAUCAGAACAAUAAAUAAAACAAGUGGAAAGCUGCUGCAAGGAGAAUGUGAUAAUUUCUAUGAUCACGUCAAACAGGCAAUUGUUAGAACUGAUCUACACUGCCGUGAAAAAUCCAGCAGUGAUUAUGGAGCUAAAUCCUAUUGGCAAAAAGUUGCGAACUCUGACCCACACUACAGGGCUGUGGCACUCUAUAACCAGGCGUUCAUCACCAUCAACCUUGGUAAAGGUAACUAUAAAGCAGAUGCUAUGAACCUGCUGGAAGACGCAAAGAAAUCCAUUGAUGUCUAUAUCUCAGAAGUCUCAAACACAAUGGUCUCAUGUAACUUAUCAGUCACUGGAAACAAAGAUCAGAGCACAGACACCAACAACUUUCAGAGUCAAAUGGAAGCCAGAAUGAACAUCUUUAAGUGUUGGAUGACGUACAUUGAUAAUGCAUUGAUUAAACUUAAAGAACUGGAAAAAGACAACAGUGACGCCAUUACAGAGGAGUGUUCAGUCUACAUGCUGUCCGAAGAAAAGAACUUCAUCAUCACUAAUGAGCUCAGAUCCUUAUACGACUAUGGCCUCGGUGUUGUUUUUGAGGUGAAAAAGAAGCCCAAUGGUACAAAGUCUUUUUCUUCUGUUGCAUCUGAAUUCAUCAAAUCAGGAAAGGCAGUGUUUACUUCAUUCAAAGGAGGUGUUCAGUCUGGUUUAUCAUCCCUCAGUAAGGAAUCUUUUAAGUCUGCAAUGAAAAACAUGACAUCAUCUACAGUGAUCAAACAGAACUUCAAAUGUGCGACUAAAUAUGCAGUUCAGGAAAUCGGGAAACAGUCCGUGCUCACUAUCAUGAACUACGCAAUCGAUUCAGCCCUUCAGGAAGUCUUUAAGAAGAUUUUACAAAGCAGCUUUGAGAAGGUUGUUACUUCAUCAGUGAAGCAGAGCCGUGAACUGGAUCAGAAUCUUGUGGAGUUUAUCAGCUCAGGCAUUCCGAAAGCUGCAUUGAAAAAAGAGGAUUUCAAGUUUGACCAGGCUUAUGAGAAGCAAAUAAAAAAAACAGUUGGUAUGCUCUGCGAAGAGGUAAUUCCUCACCUCAUACUGGACUGUACCACAGCACGGGAUGUUAUCAGCAAACUCUCUGAAGUGUGUGAAGCAGCAUCAGAACUUAUGAAUAAAGCCAAACUGUCAGGAGUGCAUGGAAUGGCAAAGCUGGCUCUGAAAGUAUCUAAGGGCUCAGCAGAUCUAGUUCAAAUAUUGGGUGCCAUACCAACAAGGCACAUAAUACAAGAUCAAUUUGUUCCUGAGUUAAUGGAGAGCAUCAGUGAGCUUCAGAAAGAAAUGACAAAGUAUGACCAAGAUGGGCAACACCAUUUACACGAUGUACAGCGCCUUAAAGGUGAACUUCUUCAGACUAUCGCCCAGAAGGUGUCUGACCAAUUCAUCAUUUACUGCUCUGAACAUAUAACUUCUUUAAUGACAAGCACAUUUAAGAGUCAUUUAAACAGUGCUGCAGUACAGGCGGUGGACCAUGUCAUGUGCAGACAUAAAACUCAGCGCUUCUUUGAUGACCAGAGGGAAAAACACAACAAGAGAUCUGCGAGCCACAAGGAAGUGGAACAGCUGUCAGAUGAGGACAAAACAAACCUAAUGCAGUAUACAGAAGAUAUGUGCAAAGCCGAUCAGCCUACAGCAGCCCUCGAUGUGUACGUGCUCACAAAAAGCAACCUGCUCAGUGGAAAAGGAAUUGAACUCACUGUCGUUGAUGAAAAUGGAAAACAGCUCACUGUGGAACGUUACCCAGGAACCAACAAAUCAGCAGGCGAUAUAAAACUGAGAUUAACUAAACCUGCAAAAGACACACAUCCAUCACAAGCUGAUACACAGCUGUACAGUGGCUGUUUUGACAUUGUACAGGAUGAUGGCAGGAUAGUCAGCGUUAACUCGGAUCAUCAGAACGCUCUUUAUCACGCUGUAGCACAAGCAACUGGCAGCGAGACAAAGGACCUACAGAAGGAAGCUUUGAUUCUACGUAUAAAAGUUAAAAAUGAGAUCCAGACAAACCUUGGGUCGUACACACCCCUGCUUAUUCUCCAGAGAGGAUACGACUUCUGUCACAAAAACCCCAGUAAAUACAGCAUAACUGGAGGAAGUAUAAAGAAGACCGACGUUGCACUGCAGAAAUACUUGCAGAGUGUUAAAUUCAUCAGAAGUGGCGAACGAAUCCUCAUCAAAAUGUACCAUCUUGGGUUUGUUGGUGAAUAUAAAAGGUAA
This is a messenger RNA of Sinocyclocheilus grahami, 2640 nucleotides long. RefSeq lists its product as uncharacterized. The record is from RefSeq and is a predicted model, not a curated record. The transcript is spliced from 4 exons. NCBI's taxonomy places the organism in Eukaryota, Metazoa, Chordata, Actinopteri, Cypriniformes, Cyprinidae. Bases 1 to 2640 code for a protein of 879 amino acids.